This is a messenger RNA of Heterobasidion irregulare TC 32-1, 1939 nucleotides long. Its product is annotated as serine protease S53. Lineage: Eukaryota; Fungi; Basidiomycota; Agaricomycetes; Russulales; Bondarzewiaceae. The record is from RefSeq and is a predicted model, not a curated record. Gene Ontology annotation, molecular function: tripeptidyl-peptidase activity; serine-type endopeptidase activity. Bases 1 to 1794 code for a protein of 597 amino acids. Gene Ontology annotation, biological process: proteolysis. The transcript has 11 exons.
AUGCUCGUCCUCCCCGCCAUCAUCCUCGCGGCCCUCGCCCACGCCGCCCCCCACAGCACCCCGCGCCUCAAGGAGCGCGUCCCCGUCCCCCGCAACUGGGUCCGCCUCGCCUCGGCCCCCGCGGACCACACCAUCGCCCUCCGCAUCGCCCUCCCACAGCCAAGGUUCAGCGAGCUCGAGGCACACCUGUACGAGGUGAGCGACCCCGCGCACGCGCGUUACGGCGCGCACCUGUCCAAAGAGGACGUCGAGGCGCUCGUGCGCCCCCAUGCGGAGAGCGUGGACGCCGUCGACGCAUGGCUCGCGAGCCACGGGAUCAAGGAGAGCGACUGCCAUCGCUCGCCCGCGAAGGACUGGGUCAAGGUAGACGUGCCUGUCAGCCUAGCCGAGAAAAUGCUCGACACUAAAUACCACAUCUGGCAACACGCUGAUGGCGACACGCUCGUCCGCACGACGAGCUACAGCCUCCCGGAGCACCUGCACGCGCACGUCGACCUCGUCCAGCCCACCACCCUCUUCAGCCGCUUCCGAAAGCACCGCUCCACCAUCAGCAUCUUCGAGCAAGAUCAAGACCAGGCCGUGCCGGCCGCGAGCGCGAAGCUGAGCGCCGCCGCGGCGUCUGACCAGCUCGUCGACGCGAGCUGCAACACGAGCAUCACGAUCAAGUGCCUCCAGGAGAUCUACAACAUCGGGGACUACGUCGCGAACGGGACGAACGGGAACGCGAUCGGGCUCACGGGGUACCUCGAGCAGUUCGCGAACAUCGCGGACCUGCAAAAGUUCUUUGCCGCGCAGCGCCCUGACGCGGUCAACUCGACGUUCGAGACAGUCUUGAUCAACGGUGGACAGAACGACCAGAAUGUCUCGCUCGCGGGCGUGGAAGCCAACCUCGACACCCAGUUCGCGUUCGGCCUCGCGUUCCCCACGCCCGGCACGUUCUGGUCGACCGGCGGCAGCCCGCCCUUCAUCCCAGACGAGAAUACGCCCACGGACACGAACGAACCAUAUAUCGACUGGUUGUCGUUCGUGCUUAACCAGACCACCCUCCCGCAAAGUAUCUCGACGUCAUAUGGCGAUGACGAACAGACAGUCCCGCAGAGCUACGCUGAGCGCGCAUGCCAGGAGUUCGCCCAGCUCGGUGCCCGCGGCGUGUCGCUGAUGUUCAGCUCUGGCGACGGCGGCGUCGGGGACGGCGACUCGGACCCCGCGACGCAGACCUGCAUUACCAACGACGGCACGAACACGACGCGCUUCCUGCCCAGCUUCCCCGCGAGCUGCCCCUUCGUGACUGCCGUUGGCGGGACGCAGCAUUUCCCCGAGGUCGCGGUGUCGCGGUUCUUCUCUGGCGGCGGAUUCAGCAACUAUUUCGCUCGCCCUGCGUACCAAGAGGCGGCGGUCUCGCAGUACCUCGCUACCCUCCCUGAAGGCACCUACGCAGGACUGUUCAACUCGAGCGGACGCGCCUACCCCGACGUCGCCGCGCAGGGCGAUUUUUUCCUGAUCUUCUUCCAGGGCCAGACGGGCCACGUCGGUGGGACGUCGGCGUCCUCGCCGACGUUCGCGGGCGUCGUCGCGCUGCUCAACGACGUGCGGAUCAACGCGGGACUCCCGCCGCUUGGGUUCUUGAACCCGCUGCUGUACAGCGUCGGCGCGGCCGGCCUGAACGACAUCACGGUCGGGAACAACGCGGGAUGUGGGACGGAGGGAUUCAAUGCGUCGACGGGAUGGGAUCCUGUGACUGGGCUCGGGACGCCGAACUUUGGAAAGCUGAAGGACAUCGUGCUGGCUGCAUGAGUCGGCCGUGUUCGUGUAGCGUUGUACUGACCGAGAUUCCACCACCACCGGCAUCGUUUAACUUACUAGGGAUAUAUCGAUCACUGACGGCGGAGGAGGACGGAUGGAGUAAAUUUAUUGGGGAUUUCUUUUUGUUUGUUCUGUU